This is a messenger RNA of Saccostrea echinata, 2536 nucleotides long. Its product is annotated as palmitoleoyl-protein carboxylesterase notum1-like. The record is from RefSeq and is a predicted model, not a curated record. The transcript is spliced from 13 exons. The coding region runs from base 40 to 1785 and encodes 581 amino acids. NCBI's taxonomy places the organism in Eukaryota, Metazoa, Mollusca, Bivalvia, Ostreida, Ostreidae. Gene Ontology annotation, molecular function: hydrolase activity.
CUGAUUUUUUUUUGUUAAAUAAGUGAAAAAGAAGUUAGAAUGACGAAGAUACAUUUUGUAUUAACGAUCUGGGUUUGUGCAAUUUAUGAAGCAUCUAGCAUGGCGAGGCGGUUAGACAUGCCACUGGAUGUAAAGAAACUGGAGAGCUUGGGAAAUACAGAUACUCUUAUGAAAUCUUUGAAAAACAUUGCUCAAAAGUCGCACAACUGCGGCGUGAAAGAAAUACCAAAAUUACGUCGACACUACCUCAGGAAUACAACUGUGACUUGCAAUGAUGGGUCUCGUGCAGGGUAUUAUUUAAGAAAAUCUCAUGGCAGCAAAAAAUGGAUCAUAUUUUUAGAAGGUGGCUGGUAUUGCUUCGACAGAUUUAGCUGCGAACUGCGAUGGAGCAGUAAAAUGAGGAAGUAUAUGACGUCCAAAGGAUGGCCAGAAUUCAAAACGGGUAGCGGAAUCCUGUCUUGGGAUCCGAAAGAAAAUCCAUAUUACUUCAAUGCAAAUAUAGUAUAUGUCCCAUAUUGUUCCAGUGACUCUUGGACAGGGACAGCAAAAAACGGGCACGGAUAUGCCUUUUUGGGGUCCUAUAUUAUUGAGGAAGUAAUUCGAAAUUUGAUUCCACGGGGCCUUGCUAAGGCGAAAAAGCUGUUUUUAACAGGAACAAGUGCUGGUGGCACUGGCGUCUUAAUGAACCUUGACCGCGUUGCAGACCUCAUGAAAACAUUGGCCCCAGGGGUCGAGGUUCGAGGGAUCGCCGAUUCCGGUUGGUUUUUAGACAUUCCACAAUUCAGCGAAAAACCGUGCACAGAGCCUUUGUCUUGUUCCCCAACCACCGGGAUCCGGAAGGGAUUCGAUCAGUGGGGAGGUCGUGUACCGGAAGCUUGUAAAAAGGAAUAUCCGGGUCAGGAACAAUGGCGAUGCUAUUUCGGAUACCGGAUGUAUCCGACAUUAAAAACUCCUGUAUUUAUUGUGCAAUACUUAUUUGACGAAGCGCAAAUAUUAGCGAAUAAUGUUAUAAACCAAAACAAACUGAUGAACUAUAAUGGAAGCAACGAACUUCUAUCUAAACAACAGUGGGAGUAUCUGUACAAGCUUGGAGAGAAGGUCAAACAGACGCUUGAAAACGUGACGGCAGUAUUUGCGCCAGCUUGCUUGUCUCAUGAAGUUUUACUCAAAAAGAGUUGGCAUUCUAUAUCUGUUAAAGGGAUAUCCCUGUCUCAGUCUAUUUACUGCUGGGAAAACAGCUUUGAAGGAGAGAAAUGUAUAACUGCCACAAAUGGGAGCACGAGUGUUAAACUAAUACGCCCAUAUGGUGAUGCUCCUGUCAAAACUAAAAAACAAAACAAAAAAUCCCAGCGGAAGAAAAAGAAGAAGAGGAAGAAAGAUAAAAAGAGAAGACGGAGACGGAGGAAGAAUAGAAACCGAAAAAAUAAAAAUAGAAAAAACAAGAAAAAUAAGAGAAAGAAUAGAAAGAAGAAGAAGAGAAAGGGAAAAGGAAAAAAUAGAAAAAAGAACAGAUCCCAGAGAUCAGCUAAAAAUGUCAGUAACUGCAGCCAUCAUCUGAUAGAACAGUGCCCCCUACCUCAGUGGUGCAAUAGCUUUUGUCCCACCUUCCGGAACCAGUAUAACGGGAAGGAGAUUGACUUUUUUAAGGUGUUUGCUGCUUCCGGUAUGGACAGUAAAGGAAUGGCGGAAUUGUUGGGUGUGAAUAUGUCAACAGUAAACGCCAUGAACGCUAACACAAUCUCAACAUUAUUACUGGACACAUUUAGACAGAAAAAGCAGACAUAGUGUAUUUUUAAGGACGAUUUCAGUCCUUUUUCUUGCAUACCUCAUUCAAAAGUACAUCGUGUCUUAGUUUGCUGGUUGAAAUGCAUUUUCAUAAACCAUGUUAUACAUUUCAUUUGUACAUACAUUAAUGUUAAAUAAUACUUUGAAUUAAUUUAUUGUCGAAUUGCAUUAAAUAUUUUCAUGAAAAAGCAUUUUUUUCAUAUCAUGAAAUAAGAACAAUCAAAGACUAAAUUAAACAGCAUUAGGACAUGACAGUGACGAAGUAUUGUAUAAUAGAUGAAUCCUUGUCAAGAUUGAAAUUUCUGGUCUGUUCUUGGGAUUUAUUAUAAUCACAUUUUUGUCUUGUUUUCAAUUUUAGCCAUUUGAAUGAAGAUGUUGCCUAAAUAUGACAGCUUUUUGAAACUUUUACUGAACAUGUAUGUAGUCGUAUGACGUUUGUUUACUGGGUAAAAAUUUUUAUUUUUUUUAUUUUAACAAUUAGAUGAAUCAAUUUAUUUUCUUGCUUAUAGUUAAACUUAUACGAGUAUCGCAAAAUUGAUCUUAUUUUCUGAUGCAUAAUUCUACAUGUCAGAGGAAAAUGUAAAUAUCUAUUUUUGUUUUGAAUAUCCUUAUGUGAUACGUAGCAAUUCAGGGAAAGUGAAUUGUAUUUUGUAUAUAUUGUUAUUUUUUAUUGUGCUGUAUAUACAUAUAAUUUUAUUUUGUAGCGAUUUGUUCAAGCAAUAUUAUUCUUUUUUAAAACUGGAUCAUUAAA